CUCUUCAGCCCAUCGAUCCUUCUAUUCCAAAGGUUUAUUGUAUUUUGUAGGUGUUUCUGAUGUCUCAAGGCCACAGGCUUUAUCAUCUGUACCUACAUCGCAGUCCCUAUUUGCUUCAUGUUUUUCCAGCAAGUUGGAUGACAAAACAGGUAAUCAGGCGACCAAUGCCUUUGAAAAAGAAAUGUCUGCCCUUUCUCGCUGUGAUAGCAAGAAUAAGAGAGGAAAUGGGCAAUUUCAAUCUCAUGGAACACGCAAGAGUGGCUUAUCAUCAAGGCAAAUGCCUUUUAAGUCACCUAAUCAUCUUUUGGGAAACACUGACAAACAACUCCAGCCGAAUGAGGAGCAAAGAGGAAGAAACUCUUCCACUCCUUCCCCCUGUUCUGAAGAAGAUUUGCCUGGCUGUUUUUCGAAGAAGUAAGUGUUACUUUAUGCUGUUCAUGUAACAUGGAUUUUCUGACUUAUCUAUAUUUUGCCUCCUUUUUCACAUAUUCUUCUGAAUAAAUCCAAAUUAUUGUACUUCUGUUGUGAUUGCUAGAAAGACAAGUGCUUCUACCCGUUAAUACUAAUCAGCAUAUAAUAGAAAAUUACUUCUUCUUGUCUUUUUUGGCAAAUCACGUGGGUCCCGAUAGGAACUUGGUUUUUAUCAUCUACCUUUUCUUAUAAAUCGUGGCCCUCUUGCUACCAAGGAUGCACAGACUCCGACACACCCCUGACACAUGUCAGAUAUGCGAGGUUUCUUGUCCAAAUUAUUUUUUGGUUUUGUAUUUGAAUACAUCACCAACAUGUCAGACAUAUGUUGCUCACAUGCUGGAAUUAACAAAAAAAUAUUUACUCCAAAUAAAAAAAAUAUAAUGAAAAAGUUUUAAAAAAAUAAUAUUAAUUUACUCACCGUGUAAAGGGCGUGUCAUGUCGAUAAUUUUUUAAAAAUUUCAUAUCAUCAUGUCUGAGUUGUGUCAUAUCCUACUAUCGCAUCCAUGUCGAUACGUCCUAGCUUGUUACAUGGGGUUGGUUGAUGGAUCCAAAGGUUUCACAAGUUUUACCUCAGGCCUAAGGCUCACUCCACAUGCGCUGUUGCAACUACAAAUGUUGUUAGGCAAAUGUGCCUUGUCCAUUCAGGCAUCAUCAAUCUGACAUAAUAAUCUGUGUUGUGCAUAUAUCG
This is a messenger RNA of Olea europaea var. sylvestris, 1159 nucleotides long. RefSeq lists its product as uncharacterized. The annotation marks the transcript as partial. Lineage: Eukaryota; Viridiplantae; Streptophyta; Magnoliopsida; Lamiales; Oleaceae. The record is from RefSeq and is a predicted model, not a curated record. The transcript is spliced from 2 exons.